AUAAAGGGGGUGAUGCAACCGCGCGGCGAGCCAGAGCUUCGAGGAGGCGCUCAGAGCCAGGGAGUCUCAGCGACGAGCGUUGCCAGCCAGGAUCGGGGAACGACGGCGGCGGCGGCACCUCUUCUACUUUGCCUGGAGUCCCGACAACACACAUUUCGUAAAGCCCACUCUCACGGUUGCGAGUUCGCACUCCCUUGCAUUUGCCGUUUCACUUUCUUGUGUAGUUCUUUGAAGAAGGAAGGCGCGUAGAAGAACUGGAUUAAAGCAGCAAAAUGAUGCUCCAGCACCUGGGCCAGGUGUCUGCUUCAGAAGUCAGUGCUUCUGCAAUUAUUCCAUGCCUGUCUCCUCCAGUUUCCCUGGGCUUUGAAGAUUUCGCAAAUCUGACCCCAUUGGUGAAAGAGGAAUUAAAAUUUGCCAUCCAGAAUAGGUGCCUUUCUCAGAGGAUGCCCUCCACCUUGGAUACAGUCAUGGUUUCUGAUUCUAAUGAAACAUCUGUUUUAAAAAGAGAGUGUGCACCCCAAGAAGAUGAAAGGAAAAAACGUCGGAGAGAAAGAAAUAAGAUUGCAGCAGCAAAAUGUCGAAACAAAAGAAGGAAAAAACAGAAUGCCUACAGAAAGAAUCAGAAAAAAACUGGAAACAAUCAUGCAGAACUGAAAGCUCAGAUUGAAGAGUUGAAAAAUGAGAAGCAGCACUUGAUCUACAUGCUCAACCUACAUAGACCCACCUAUGUCCGUGCCCAGAAUGGUAGGACCCCAGAGGAUGACAGGAACCUUUUCAUUCAGCAGAUCAAAGAGGGAACCUUGCAAGGCUAAACGAUAAUGAGGCAGUGCCUCAAUGUUCUUUAACCAUGCGUCUUACCAUUAAACAACAACUUGCCAUCCCAAGUAAGAAGCCAUGCUGAAAUUUCAGCAUUUGUGACCUCCAUUUACUCAGAGAAGAUGGAUCUGACAUGAUUUUGCUGAGAAGAAAGGACUAUGGUAGCUUAGCUCCAGCUUUCCCAAGCAAAGACUCAGUUGGGUGGAAGGGAGCCACAGCCUUUCCUCCAGUCUAACCAGUGCCACACUUGCUAUCAUAGAAGCAAUAUGGCUUUACACUUGUUAAACUCCUGCUGGCAUGCAGUUGCAAUGUUUCUGGUAGGGUUCGAAGGGCUCUCUAUGAUGCACAUCUGAUGGAUUGGUCAAGCUGAAAGGAUUCCACUCACUAGAUAGGGAAUGUAGGUGGACUGGAUUGUGUUUUUGUUUGUUUGUUUUAUACUUUCCAAGAAAAGAGGUUAGCAACUUCCAGAACGCUGUUUUCAGUUCCAAAAGGCAUUGCAAUAUAAUGGGAAUUGCUCCUGUUUCUACAACUAGUACAAGAUUUAACUUGGGCACUGCACUUUGUUAAAAAAUGUUUUCAUAAAAGCCCUUCUGUGGGUUUUUGAUGACUCAACUUAGAGGUGGUUGUGGGACAAUGUUGACAAGCUUAAGGGUAUUGCAGAAUUGCUCACUGAAUUAAGACUCAAUAUAUCAACUGGAGCAUUACCACUCUUGGCUUACUUUAAGAAGGGGGAAUGUCCCUUUCAAAACUCAAUUGAUGAGUCACAUGCAGUAUUCAAAAGACCUUUAUACACUCAUGGUAUAAUCACUAGAGAUGUAAAUUGUAUGCCUUCCUGACUUGUGAUUUAUCUUGUCCUUGAUCUUCAUUUUACAAAUGUUUUUUUGGCACAAUCUUUCUCAGAAUCAGAGAAUGUAAUUGCUGGCAAUUUACAAAUAUUGAUUUAUAUGUAGACAUUGAUUAAGUGAAAACAUUGUCCACUAAUGAAGGUUCUGGCUUUUGCUAGGAAGAAAAAGUACAGUAAAGGUGGGUCUGUGGUUUGGAUUUGUUUGAUGGAAUGUUUCACAUCACAAAAGCAAUGCUCUUCUUUUCAUGAGGCAAGGUGACACAAUUCUCUUGUGAGUCUGGAUUUGGAGUUGUCUUGAAUCUUUACGUGGCAGAUUCAUGAAUCAGAAGAGACUUUUGAGUCAGCUUCUGCAGCACCAGAAGAAGCUUGUACAUGCACAUAAAUGUCCUUUCAUCUAAUGAACCUGUCAGAGAAAAUAGUCAAAACCAAUAAAAUGAUGUAACAUGGCCCUUUUGCUUUUAAAAAUGGGUCAGGGGAUGCCACUUAAAGGUAUAUUUUACUGACAGUAUCCCUUUGAAGGACUGGUGAGGAAGUAGCCGAAGAACCUUGACUACUUAAGAACUUCAAGUAAGCCCAGGAGAUACUUCUUUCAUCAUUUUGUAAAGUAGUAAGAAGCUAGUAUUGGAGCUUCCCAGUUGUAUUUAAGCCAGCUGCUGAGUCUCAAUCCAUGUUGGGCUGAUAUAUGGACAACAAAUUGUCCAUUAGAAUUAUGGAAGCAUACCUUAAAACCAGCAUUGGCCUUCCAUAUAAUCAAAAGUAAACGUUAAACACUGGCAAUGUUAACGUUUAGCUUAAACUUCUUACAGUGUUCUUCUGCAGGUCAUUCUCUAGAUAUGUACCAGUAGUAGCUAAAUUCUCCGAAUUCCCAACCAGCAUGAUCAAGAGGACAAUGUACAUUAGGCAUUAUGGGAAUAUUUCUUUCGGAUGACCAAUGUAUUAUUUCUAAGGUUCUUUUACCUGGGAAGUGCUAUGAUUGUAUUAUCUUUACUGUUUUCAGAUGGAGGAAUGACUGUCUUAGAGUAAUGUUUCUCAAUCUUGGCAGCUUUAUGAAGAGUAGACUUCAACUCCAGAACUCUGGAAGUUGAAGUCCACCUUUCUUAAAAACUUUCAAGGUUGAGAAACACUGGUUUAGAAUGAAACAUAUGGUGAAAUGUUAGGAAGCUGUAAUAGAUGAAGUUGUAAUUUGAUCUGGGAGAUAUUGUCCUGAUGAAAUAUAGCAACAAAGGAGCUGGGGAGGAGAAUGGUCCCACCUUUUACUCCUUCACACACUCUUGGUUAAAACUGAAUGCAGAAGGUUAAAUCAGGGACAUCUUGCAUAAGAAGCAGAUGCAAUGAUUCCUCCCUUAUUCCCAAUAGAUUUUGUCACAAAUGAACCUUCUGGUUGAAGUCCUGACUGGGAUAAACCCCAAGCCAAUUGUCUACACAUAUGACUAAUUUCAACAGUGACAAUCAUUGUUAUGCAGAAGUGAUGGAAGGGAGGAUUAAUUCCGGAUAUGAUAUGCCUUGUUCAAAAGGCCAGCCUCAGUUCCCAGGCUUUUCAGUGAGGAUCUCUGUAUAUUCCUAAACAGAACAAGAAUAUUGUGUCUCGGAUUUUAACAAUUCAUAUUUAUAUAAAGAAUAAAAUUGAAUCAGGAAGUCUGUACAAUGUUGAUUAUCAUUUUAGAUCUCAAAUUCUGGAAAAUUGAAGGGUUUGUUUUCAAAACUUACAUUCUUCUUUACAAAUUUCAAAAUAAUACAAAAACAAAAUUACAAAAAUGAACAAAAGUUCAAAUGUGUUUAUGAAAUAGGUUAUAGAAUUUAAAUUGGAGGACUCAAGUUUUUAAUUCUGCAAUUUUUGCUCUGGAAAAAACUUGAUUUAAAAAAAUGGCACAUACUUAAAAAAAUGCUUUAUCUUCUAGGUAUAUUAACGUUUUGCAUAUUUAGUUUUGAGAUCUAUUUUCUUUAAUGACAGAAUUGAAGCAGUAGAUUACAUACCUUGCAAAAAGAAUACUUUGUCCAAGUAUUACCUCUGUUAAAAUUCAUAUGCAUGUACAACCUUAAACAGCAACAUCAAAAUGUAGACUCUCAGUCUCGACUAGCUUAUUUCUUAUCUCACACUACUUUUACAUUCUGCAAUAGAAGUAUUGAUAUGCUUUCAAUAAUCUGGAUAUAUUGUUAUGUCCUUUACAUUACUAUGUUCCAAAUACAUACUGGUAUAUAUUUCAUGUAACCAAAAUACAAGGAAAUGGGCCAAAAUCUGUCUCUUUAGAGAAAUAUUUUUUCUUCCAGCAUCCAAAAUUGCUUUUUCUGAAGGUUUUUUAUCACCAUAUUUGACAAUAUAUCUCAGUGGCCUUUGGAUAUUAAUUCAUUGACUAAACUUUAUAAGGAGGGUAUUAUAUAACUGCUAACUUCUAGCAGCUGAGUAAAUUGGGUUUAUUUAACAAUGAUUCUAUGGACCACUGCAGUUAUAUAUGAUUAUACAGUGGUGGGAUUCAGCCAGUUCAGACCACUUGGGAGAACUGGCUGUUGGAAGAAAUCAUUAGGGCAGAGAACCGGUUGUUAAAUUAUUUGAAUCUGACCACUGAUUAUACAGCAUGUAACCUUCUGUAACUGUUGUUGUCUCUAAAGCAUUCAUUCAAGGUAGAUGCUGUGAACUGGAUCCAAAAUGAAAAGUGGAAGGAAAUAUAGCUUGUGCUUCAAAGGGCACAGAAGAAUAUCCCAAUAGACUUCAUUAUUAGUGUAACAUGUUCCUUGCUUAAGUGAAAGUUGUCCUCAACAUGAAAGUUGAGAAACAUGACCAAGAACAAAUAGAAUCAGUCACUUUAAAAAAGGAGGUCUGGAAAUUAUCCAUACCCAAUUAAUCCUCAAGCAGCAAACCAAGCUACUACAUGAAGGAAUUAGUUCAAGUCCUCCCCAUUCCAAUGAGAUGUACUGUAUUAUUACUUACAUGCUAGGAAUGAUUUCCAAAUGUGUAUUUCUGCAUAUAAAUUUGCAUAUAUGUCAGCCAAUCUUGUAAGCUCCUUUGCACUUUUUCUUGUUUAUUUGGGUGGGAGUUGAUAUAUUUGCUUUGAUGAAUCUUCUUGUCAUCCUAGUCCAGUUUUCACAAUUACAGUUUAUUUCUACUUUGGAAGAACA
This is a messenger RNA of Thamnophis elegans (Western terrestrial garter snake), 4774 nucleotides long. RefSeq names its product activating transcription factor 3 (gene ATF3). Gene Ontology annotation, biological process: regulation of transcription by RNA polymerase II. Gene Ontology annotation, cellular component: nucleus. The record is from RefSeq and is a predicted model, not a curated record. NCBI's taxonomy places the organism in Eukaryota, Metazoa, Chordata, Lepidosauria, Squamata, Natricidae. Gene Ontology annotation, molecular function: DNA-binding transcription factor activity, RNA polymerase II-specific; RNA polymerase II cis-regulatory region sequence-specific DNA binding.